UUUCUUUUUUUUUUUUUUACUAUUAUUCCUAAGUACAGUUUCUGUUUCUUAGAGCUGAAGAUUAGUGGUUUCUUGUCGGUCAUCGAUCUUUUCCUCUUCAUCUUUCUUCAUUAUCGGGUAACAUAUAUUCCUCACACACAUAUAUAGUCCUUACACUUACUCCACCAGAAGGAUCAAUCUGCAGAUCGAAGAAAUAUAUAUAUAUAAUUAUAAUGAGUUGCAAUGGGUGUCGAGUUCUUAGAAAAGGAUGCAGCGACACCUGUAUUCUCAGGCCCUGCUUACACUGGAUACAGAGCGCCGACGCUCAGGGCAACGCCACCAUCUUUGUAGCCAAGUUCUUUGGCCGGGCCGGCCUCUUGUCCUUCAUCUCCGCCGUCCCGGAGAACCAAAGGCCUUCGCUGUUUCAGUCGUUGUUGUAUGAGGCCGCCGGGAGGACGGUGAAUCCGGUGAACGGGGCGGUGGGGCUGCUAGGGAGUGGGAACUGGCACGUUUGUCAGGCUGCCGUGGAAACGGUGCUCCGCGGCGGAGAAUUACGGCCGAUCCCGGAGUUUCUCGGCGGUUCCGACUGCACUGACGACAUGUUCAAGCUCCAAGAUCCUCCCUCCAUCAUCCGGCGAUCCACGGUGCAGAAACGGUCAACUUUGCCGGACGGAUCUUCAAGAGGAUUAAAGGUGGGCGAUCUUGAUCUCAGCCUAACGCCUGGCUUUCAGGCUAGUAUUCCGAUGACGGGCAAUACACCGUUGCCGGGGAAACAACGGUGGCCGCCGCGGACACUGUCGAUGAACUCCGAGGAAUCGAUUACUUGCUUCGAAGGUGGGUUUGGGAUUGGAGAUCAAGGAGGAGUAGAACCUAAGCUACUCAACUUGUUUUGAUUAAUUUCUUAUUAUUAUUUUUUUUCAUCGGAUGUAUACUUAGUAUUUUUAUGAAAAUCUCUACCCAGAA
Ipomoea nil (Japanese morning glory) is the source of this 942-nucleotide messenger RNA. Its product is annotated as LOB domain-containing protein 37-like. Lineage: Eukaryota; Viridiplantae; Streptophyta; Magnoliopsida; Solanales; Convolvulaceae. The record is from RefSeq and is a predicted model, not a curated record. The coding region runs from base 213 to 872 and encodes 219 amino acids. The transcript is spliced from 2 exons. Gene Ontology annotation, biological process: regulation of gene expression.